AUGCGCUCCAUCUCCUCCGUUGCUUUCCUGACCGCCAUAGGAGUGGCCUCCGCUCAAGUUGCGAGCUCGGCCCCAUCGUCGACUUUCUCAACGGCCGUUUCUUCGACCGGACACCCUUCGUCGACAGUGUCUGUGACUUCGUCCACCCCCUUGGGCACUUCUCGGCCCACUGGCAGCAGCUCCUUUGCCAAGGUAGACGGUCUCAAGUUCAAUAUUGACGGCGAGUCCAAGUACUUCGCUGGCACGAACUCGUAUUGGCUGCCAUUCCAGAAAAACAAUGCGGACGUUGACUCUGUCUUCAAAAAUCUGAAGGAGUCCGGUCUCAAGAUUCUCCGAGUUUGGGGCUUUAAUGACGUUAACGCCGUCCCGGAGGAUGGGAAAGUCUACUUCCAGCUCCACGACAAAGCCACCGGUAAAACUACCAUCAACACUGGUGCUGAUGGUCUGAAGCGCCUUGAUUACGUGGUUUCCGCUGCCGAGAAGCACGGCAUCAAGCUUAUCAUUCCCUUUGUGAAUUUCUGGGAUGAUUAUGGUGGCAUGAAUGCCUACGUUACUGCCUAUGGAGGCAGUAAGACGGAUUGGUACACCGAUAAGAAGAUGCAGAGCGUGUACCAGGCGUACAUCAAGGCCGUUGUCUCUCGCUACAAGACUUCCUCCGCCAUCUUUGCGUGGGAGUUGGGUAAUGAGCCUCGCUGCCCGGGCUGCGAAACCGAUGUCAUCGCCAACUGGGUGGCCAAGACUUCUGCCUACAUCAAGUCCCUCGAUUCUAACCAUAUGGUUACCACCGGUGAAGAGGGCAUGGGCCUAACUGUCGGAUCGGAUGGCUCUUACCCAUACACUCACAAAGAAGGCAGCGACUUCGCCAAGAACCUUGCGGCGCCUGAUAUUGACUUUGGAGUGUUCCACCUCUAUGUGGCCGACUGGGGUAUCAAAGAUAAUGAAUUUGGCAACCAAUGGAUCGAGUCCCACGCCAAGAUCUGCGACGAAGCUGGGAAGCCUUGCAUGUUCGAGGAAUAUGGCAUCAAGAAUGACCACUGCUCUGACUCGCUGAAGUGGCAGAAGACCGCCUUGACUACCCCCGGCAACGCUGCUGAUCUCUUCUGGCAGUAUGGCCAGGAGCUGUCCACCGGUCCCUCUCCGAAUGAUCAGUACACCAUCUACUAUGGCACUGACGACUGGAAGUGCACUGUUACUGACCAUGUCAGUGAGAUUUAA
This is a messenger RNA of Penicillium egyptiacum, 1215 nucleotides long. NCBI's taxonomy places the organism in Eukaryota, Fungi, Ascomycota, Eurotiomycetes, Eurotiales, Aspergillaceae. The record is from the annotation of a GenBank genome assembly.